AUGCCGCCGGGCAGGCCAAGUCGCUCCAACACUAGAUCUGAGGCCACGCUUCUAGGUCACACCUUUCUGCCACGCAACAAGACGAAACGCCCCCAAGAUUGCCAGGUAAGGCUGGCUCACCCAAAUGGCAGGAACCUGCGGGUCCAAUCGACGCGAUUACCUGAAGAACAGAGGACAAACAUCGGCGGUAAGAAAACAAGUGAGCGAGUAAAGAAAAAUGGUAGAAAUGGCAAGCCGUUAAUUAAACCCACAUGCAUCAGAAGUGCCACAAUAAAUCAACAAGGACCUCAAAUCGGGAACUCCAACAAGCAAAUCCCAAGAAACAGAUCUGAGGAGAAAGAGUGUGAGAGAGGAGAAAGAGCACCGGGAGGUGGAUCCACAUGA
Miscanthus lutarioriparius is the source of this 384-nucleotide messenger RNA. The record is from the annotation of a GenBank genome assembly. Lineage: Eukaryota; Viridiplantae; Streptophyta; Magnoliopsida; Poales; Poaceae.